AGUAUAUAACCUUGCCAACAAUUCUUAAAUUCACAAAUCACCACAAUUCAUCAACAUCCGAUUCCAACAAAGCACCGAAAUCUCAACAAUAAUCUAGUGUUCGAAAUGGACGCAAGCAAACAGACCAAGAAAGGAGCAGGAGGAAGGAAAGGAGGAGGUCCAAGGAAGAAGUCAGUGACCAGAUCCGUUAGAGCUGGUCUUCAAUUCCCAGUUGGAAGAAUCGGUCGAUUCUUGAAGAAAGGUAGAUAUGCUCAACGUGUUGGUACUGGCGCUCCUGUUUACUUGGCUGCAGUUCUCGAAUAUCUCGCUGCUGAGGUUCUUGAGUUGGCUGGAAAUGCAGCACGUGACAACAAGAAGAAAAGUAUCAGUCCAAGACAUUUGUUGUUAGCUGUGAGGAAUGAUGAAGAGCUUGGAAAAUUGCUUGCUGGUGUUACCAUUGCUCGUGGUGGUGUUCUACCUAACAUCAACCCGGUGCUUUUGCCUAAGAGGACUGAAAGUGCUGCUGCCAGUACUCCUAAGUCUCCAUCAAAGGCCAAGAAAUCUCCAAAGAAGGCUUAGAGUAGUUUUCGGAUUUGUGUGUAUAACUGAUCUCUAGGUCUUUCUUAUGUAGCAUAAUGAUUUAUUGCUAUUAGAGAAAAUGUAAUUCGAGUUCACUGUCCUCUGAUUAAGUAUAAUAUGAUAAAUUCAGUCGAAACAACUUGCUUCAA
Molecule: messenger RNA, 707 nt
Organism: Lathyrus oleraceus (garden pea)
Lineage: Eukaryota; Viridiplantae; Streptophyta; Magnoliopsida; Fabales; Fabaceae
Product: histone H2A.1-like
Exons: 2
Coding region: 106-558 (150 amino acids)
Cellular component (GO): nucleosome
Molecular function (GO): DNA binding; protein heterodimerization activity; structural constituent of chromatin
Source: RefSeq, a predicted model, not a curated record